This is a messenger RNA of Metarhizium album ARSEF 1941, 837 nucleotides long. Its product is annotated as allantoin catabolism protein. The transcript has a single exon. Gene Ontology annotation, molecular function: ureidoglycine aminohydrolase activity. The coding region runs from base 1 to 837 and encodes 278 amino acids. The record is from RefSeq and is a predicted model, not a curated record. Lineage: Eukaryota; Fungi; Ascomycota; Sordariomycetes; Hypocreales; Clavicipitaceae.
AUGGCCAACAACAAGAAUGCCAGGACUUACUUCGCACCAGCAGGCGGACUGCCGCCGCAGACGCAGCUUCUCACCGACCGCGCCAUGUUCACCGAGGCAUACGCCGUAAUUCCAAAGGGCACAUUCAGUGACAUCGUGACGAGCCUCCUGCCCUUCUGGGACAAGACGAGACUGUGGGUGAUUGCCCGUCCGUUGUCAGGCUUCGCGGAAACCUUUUCGCAGUACAUCAUGGAAGUACAGCCGGGCGGCGGCAGUGACCGCCCCGAACUGGACCAAGGGGCAGAAGGCGUGCUGUUCGUGGUAGAGGGAAGCGUGACCAUCACAAUGGCAAAGGAGACACAUGUGCUUGCUGAGGGCGGCUACGCCUAUCUGCCACCGAAGAGCCUCUGGACUCUGCGCAACGCGGCCGCGGCGACGGCCCGGUUCCACUGGAUACGCAAAGCCUACGAGUAUGUGGACGGGCUGGAUGCGCCCGAGCCUCUGUUCCUCCACGAAGCCGACAUGACGCCCUCGGCCAUGCCGGGCACAAACGGUGCGUGGGCAACAACGCGCUUCGUCGACCCCUGCGAUCUCCGUCAUGACAUGCACGUCAACGUUGUCACGUUUGAGCCGGGCGGUGUCAUCCCGUUCGCGGAAACCCACGUUAUGGAACACGGACUCUAUGUUCUGGAGGGCAAAGCUGUCUACCGCCUGAACCAGGACUGGGUCGAGGUCGAAGCGGGCGACUUCAUGUGGCUGCGUGCCUUCUGCCCGCAGGCCUGCUACGCUGGCGGCCCUGGCAAAUUCCGCUACCUGCUCUACAAGGAUGUGAACCGUCACAUGAAACUAUCGCGAUAG